AUCACAGUGGUAGGCCAACACCCACGCACGCACUGGGCCAUUGUCCCUUCUCUGCAAUUGUUGGCCCCUCCUCCAGUCACCAUUACAAAGAGUGCCUGCCAUGAAUACACCUUUCCACCACCAUUAUAGUGAUAUGGAAUCACUAUAACCAGUACCAUAUGCUUUCUUAGACAUCCAUGGUGAAGAUGGCAUUUAUGUAAAUAAUGGUUUCUAACAGGUUCGGUUCUGUUAAGUGCGAACCAUUCAGAUUUCUGUUUCUUCCAGGAAUUUGAGGAACCAUUAAAACUCGACUGAAAUUUGUGGUGGUCAGUCCUACUCCGAAUUCUUGCGAGGAUAGGGCUUGUCUCUCUCAUGACGAUGCUUUAUUUUAAGUUUUGAGUUAUUCAUAUGAAGCAUGGGACAUCCAAUGCAAAGCUGAAUCCUGGACUUUGAGUCAUUGUUGAAGCUUUCUAUUUGCAAAAGAUAGAUUAGGAGAACCAAAGUAGAAGGAAAAUGCCACAGAUAAUGGAUUUGGAAGCAGAAGGAGAUCAUCUCGAUAACUUCAGUUCUCUCCGAAUCAAAGGGGAAGAAGAAGAGGAAGAAAACGAUCAAGAGCAAGAACUAGAUGAUGACGAUGAGGAAGAUGAAGAUGAAGACGAAGAUGAAGAAGAGAAAGAGCCUGUAACUUUAGGUUUCGUUGAGAAGCCUAAAGGUCCUCAUUCCCUUCUCCGUCAACUAUUUCCAAGCAAGGCUGGAGGAGUGCCUUCUUGGUUAGACCCACUUGAUCUGCCAUCAGAGAAAUCUCGUGUAUGCGGCAUCUGUGGAGACCCUCUACAGUUUGUCCUUCAGGUAUAUGCUCCAAUAGCUGAGAAGGAAUCGACAUUCCAUCGGACUUUAUUCGUGUUCAUGUGCCCAUCAAUGGCAUGCCUUCUCCAAGACCAACAUGAGCAAUGGAAGCGGGCACCAGACAAACCAGCACGAAGUGUGAAGGUUUUCCGUUGCCAGUUGUAUCACUCAAAUCCUUUUUAUUCAAGUGAACCUCCAAGACGUGAUGGGACUGACAAACCAUCUACAGUUGGAGCUGCACUCUGUUGCUGGUGCGGUACAUGGAGGGGAGAUAAAGUCUGUAGCAGUUGCAAGAGUGCACGUUAUUGCUCAGAGAAACAUCAGAUGAUGCAUUGGCGCUCAGGACAUAAAGUUGACUGUCAACGAAUCUGCAUCUCUUCUCCCUCCUCUAACUCUAGCACUUGUGGCAGCAGAACUUCAUUGGAAGAGAUAGACAAAGCAGUUGCCAACAAAGCUCUAUGGACUGAAUUUGAAAUCAUAAGCGAGGAUGAAGACACAUUUAAUACAGAGGCAUCUGAAGGCAAUGACUACUCGAAUCCAGUGGUUUCCAAAGUUCAGCUGGAUGAAACAAUGAAGUCACUGUUGGAUACUUUUGAGGGAAAUGAUGACCAGAAAUGCUGGGCUUCUUUCCAGGAGCGUAUCACUAAAGCUCCCGAGCAAGUAAUGAGGUAUUGUAGGGAUGCAAAUGCCAAACCAUUGUGGCCAAUGUCAAGUGGCCGUCCAUCGAAGGCAGAUAUUCCUAAAUGCAACUACUGCAAUGGCCCUCAACAUUUUGAAUUCCAGAUCUUGCCCCAGCUGCUGUACUAUUUUGGAGUGAAGAAUGAUCCAGACUCUCUUGAUUGGGCAACCAUUGUUAUUUACAGCUGUACAGCAUCUUGUGAAUCAAGGAUGGGGUACAAAGAGGAAUUUGCAUGGGUUCAGCUAUAUUCUCCUGCUGCUGGGAAUACCCUGAUGGAUUCGCACCUUGUCUGAAAGGGGUUCAUGCCAUUUUCUGUUGGUGCUAAGCAUGCUGAUGUUGGUAAUUUUUUUCGUCUUUAUUGUAAUGGUUGUACAUUUACUAUCAAAUCUGGCGGAGUUCGUGAUCCGGCUGUUUGCCCAACCAAGCUAUCCAAACUUCAAAGCAUAAAAUUCGGAACAAACCAGAAAAAACAGAGCACCCUCUUCUUUGGUUUGGUCCCCACUAAAGACUGCUCUCUUGGUUUGCCUUCCGAUCCAGUUUUGAGUAACUAUGAUUUUGUUUAAGAACGGCUUGAACUAGUCCCGGUUAUGUUUUACCAUCAAUGGUUUCUGUUGUUUGUGUAUGGAAAAUUAUGAUAUUAGUUAAAAAUGGGUUUUGGUUUACCAAAUUA
Molecule: messenger RNA, 2174 nt
Organism: Macadamia integrifolia
Lineage: Eukaryota; Viridiplantae; Streptophyta; Magnoliopsida; Proteales; Proteaceae
Product: programmed cell death protein 2
Exons: 11
Coding region: 493-1797 (434 amino acids)
Cellular component (GO): cytoplasm
Source: RefSeq, a predicted model, not a curated record